Molecule: messenger RNA, 1778 nt
Organism: Canis lupus familiaris (dog)
Lineage: Eukaryota; Metazoa; Chordata; Mammalia; Carnivora; Canidae
Gene: PDE1A
Product: phosphodiesterase 1A
Exons: 14
Coding region: 93-1640 (515 amino acids)
Biological process (GO): signal transduction
Molecular function (GO): 3',5'-cyclic-nucleotide phosphodiesterase activity
Source: RefSeq, marked provisional
CCUUGCAGCACGAUAGACCAGGAUAAGCUUCUACAUUCUCUCCCUGGAUUUCUGGAGUGGUUUCCAGGAAGAAGUUAAACUUUUACCUUUAAAUGGAUGACCAUGUCACAAUCAGGAAGAAACAUCUCCAAAGACCCAUCUUUAGACUAAGAUGCUUAGUGAAGCAGCUGGAGAGAGGUGAUGUUAACGUCGUAGACUUAAAGAAGAAUAUUGAAUAUGCAGCAUCUGUAUUGGAAGCUGUUUACAUUGACGAAACAAGAAGACUGCUGGAUACUGAAGAUGAGCUCAGUGACAUUCAGACAGACUCAGUCCCAUCAGAAGUACGGGACUGGUUGGCGUCCACCUUCACGCGGAAAAUGGGGAUGAUGAAAAAGAAAUCUGAGGAAAAACCCAAAUUUCGAAGCAUUGUGCAUGCUGUUCAAGCUGGAAUUUUUGUGGAAAGGAUGUACAGAAAGUCCUAUCACAUGGUUGGUUUGGUAUAUCCAGAAGCUGUCAUAGUAACGUUAAAGGACGUUGAUAAAUGGUCUUUUGACGUAUUUGCCUUAAAUGAAGCAAGUGGAGAACACAGUCUGAAGUUUAUGAUUUAUGAACUGUUUACCAGAUAUGAUCUUAUCAAUCGUUUCAAGAUUCCUGUUUCUUGCCUAAUUUCCUUUGCAGAAGCUUUAGAAGUUGGUUACAGCAAGUACAAAAAUCCUUAUCACAAUUUGAUUCAUGCAGCUGAUGUCACGCAAACUGUGCACUACAUAAUGCUUCAUACAGGUAUCAUGCACUGGCUCACUGAACUGGAAAUUUUAGCAAUGGUCUUUGCCGCUGCCAUUCAUGAUUAUGAGCAUACAGGAACUACAAACAACUUUCAUAUUCAGACAAGGUCAGAUGUUGCCCUUUUGUAUAAUGAUCGCUCUGUCCUAGAGAAUCACCAUGUGAGUGCAGCUUAUCGACUUAUGCAAGAAGAAGAAAUGAAUGUUUUGAUAAAUUUAUCCAAAGAUGACUGGAGGGAUCUUCGGAACCUAGUGAUUGAAAUGGUUUUAUCUACAGACAUGUCAGGUCACUUCCAGCAAAUUAAAAAUAUAAGAAACAGUUUGCAGCAGCCUGAAGGGAUUGACAAAGCCAAAACUAUGUCCCUGAUUCUUCAUGCAGCAGACAUCAGCCACCCGGCCAAGUCCUGGCAGCUGCACUACCGGUGGACCAUGGCCCUGAUGGAGGAGUUUUUCCUACAGGGAGAUAAAGAAGCCGAGUUAGGACUUCCAUUUUCUCCACUUUGUGAUCGGAAGUCAACGAUGGUGGCCCAGUCACAAAUAGGUUUCAUUGAUUUCAUAGUAGAGCCAACAUUUUCUCUUCUGACAGACUCGACAGAGAAAAUUAUUAUUCCUCUUAUAGAGGAAGCCUCAAAAACAGACACUUCUUCCUAUGGGGCAAGCAGACGAUCAAAUAUGAAAGGCACCAUGAACGAUGGAACCUAUUCCCCAGACUACUCCCUUGCAAGCGUGGACCUAAAGAGCUUCAAAAACAACCUGGUGGACAUCAUCCAGCAGAACAAAGAGAGGUGGAAAGAGUUGGCUGCUCAAGGUGAACCAGAUCUUCAUAAGAACUCAGAAGAUCUAGUAAACGCUGAAGAAAAACAUGUGGAUACACAUUCAUAGGUUUGAAAUACCUUACAGGCUUCUGUCAUUUUAAACAUGAGAGGUAAUUUUAUUUUUUAGACAAGAAACCUAAUUUCUGAAGUGAAUGGUUCGUAGAAUAUCAUUAGAGACAAAGCUAUCUCAUUGCAGUGUCCUCCU